GCUGGGGUUUAUGUGCUGAAGUCAGUGUCAGAGAUGAAGUUGUUACUUGCAGUUGCGUUGUUGGUGGCGGCCGUUUCGGCCAAGGUACCCUUGAGGAUUGUUGAGGACCUCGAGGAAACUACUGCGUUUAACUACCACGAGAAGUUUGGUAUCGAGGAGGCGGCGCGCAUCCAGGCCGCCGAGCAGGAGGCCACCAGGAUCGUCGGAGGCAGCAACUCCCGCCUUGGAGACUACCCCUACCAGGCCGGACUCGUGAUCACCCUGACCAAUGGAAGGACUUCAGUGUGCGGAGGCAGUUUGGUGUCUCAAAGCCGAGUGGUGACCGCAGCCCACUGCUGGUACGACGGCAACAACCAGGCCCGCUCCUUCCAGGUGGUGCUUGGGUCCAUCCGCCUGUUCUCUGGAGGCACCCGUAUCGACACCAGCAACGUGGAGAUGCACGGCAGCUGGAACCCCAGGACCACCAGGAACGACAUCGCCAUGAUCAGACUGGGGAGAAACGUGUCUUACAACAACAACAUCCGAGCCAUCGCCCUGCCCACCAGCCUGACCAACCAGAACUUCGCCGGACGCACCGCCAUCGCUUCAGGAUUCGGCGCCACCAGAGACAACAGCGGUGGCAUCCCCAGCAACCAAGUCCUGAGCCACGUGCGCCUGAACGUGAUCAACAACUCGGAGUGCCGGCGCAGCUUCCCCGCCAACGUGUUCGACUCCACCGUGUGCACCAGCGGCUCCGGCGGCGUGGGCACCUGCGGCGGAGACUCCGGCGGCCCGCUCGCCAUCGACCACAACAACCAGAGAGUCCUGAUCGGAGUGACGUCAUUCGGUUCUGCCGCUGGUUGCCAGGUCGGCCUCCCCGCUGCCUUCAGCCGCGUCACCUCCUACCUGUCCUGGAUCCAGGCUAGGCUGUGAACUCAUCAAUAACAACUCAUGAAGACUUUAUUAUAUGACUUUUGAAUAACAUA
Molecule: messenger RNA, 965 nt
Organism: Plutella xylostella (diamondback moth)
Lineage: Eukaryota; Metazoa; Arthropoda; Insecta; Lepidoptera; Plutellidae
Product: epithelial serine protease
Biological process (GO): proteolysis
Molecular function (GO): serine-type endopeptidase activity
Source: RefSeq, a predicted model, not a curated record